Molecule: messenger RNA, 2020 nt
Organism: Medioppia subpectinata
Lineage: Eukaryota; Metazoa; Arthropoda; Arachnida; Sarcoptiformes; Oppiidae
Source: the annotation of a GenBank genome assembly
CUCAAUAAAAAACAAGAGAUCGACAAAGAAAUAGCGAAAGCAUUCAAACUAUGGUCAGAAGUGACACCACUUUCGUUUGAGGCCAAAAAGGAGGGUCGCGUUCACAUUGACAUACGCUUUGUGAGCGCAGAACACGGCGAUGGAGACCCGUUUGACGGACCCGGCAAUACGUUAGCGCACGCAUACUUCCCUCAAUACGGAGGAGACGCUCACUUCGACAACGAAGAGUAUUGGACCAUCUCUUCAUACGCCGGGACAAAUGUGUUUCAAGUGGCGGCACAUGAGUUGGGUCACUCGUUAGGGUUGGGCCACAGCAGCGUUAGGGACUCAUUGAUGGCUCCGUUUUACCAAAAAUAUAAACCCAAAUUCAAACUGCACCAAGAUGACACUCUAGCCAUUCAAGCCCUAUAUGGUGUUCGACACACUGCCAGCGAUCCGGCUGACAAACCCGUGGAAAAACCUAAACCCCUGGACCCGGACCCCAGCGCUGACGGACCAGAUCUAUGUCAAGACAGUACCAUCGAUGCGGUCACCCGUAUUAGCGACGGCACAACAUUUGUGUUCAAAGGCCUUCACUAUUGGAAAGUAGAGACAAAUGGUUUGGCGGACGGCUAUCCGAGAAAGAUCUCGAGUGAUUGGGACGGAUUGCCCGGCAAUUUAGACGCUGUACUCACAUGGGCUGACGGCAAGACAUUCUUCUUUAAGGGCGAUAAGUAUUGGAGAUUCAAGAAUAUGCGAAUGGAUAAGGGAUACCCAAAACCUAUUAGCACUGGCUUUGCCGGCAUUCCUGACAAAAUCGAUGCGGCAUUUGUAUGGAGUGGUAAUGGAAAGUCAUAUUUCUUCAAAGGUAACGAGUACUGGAGGUUUGAUAGCAAGAAUGACCCUCCGGUUAGCAAACAAUACCCGAAACCCAUUAAGAAUUGGAACGGUUUGCCCAACAAUAUUGACGGCGCCUUCAAAUGGGAGAACGGAAUGUCAUAUUUCUUCAAAGGAUCUCAAUAUUUCCGCUUCAAUGACGUCGACUUUGAGGUGGACACUAAAGCUAAACCUCCGUUCCCUCGACAAACUGCCCAGUGGUGGUUUGACUGUCAGGCCGCUAGUCGUAAGCAGAAGAAGAAGGAACUGCGGACCCGAAGCGGUAGUCUACUGAAGGAAGAGUCGCGUUCGGUGUAUGUGGGAAACGGCGACAGCAAUGACAUGGACUAUAUGGCCGACAGCCAGAGGACGACCACUUCGGCGUCGAGUGACGCGCGUAUAGUGCGAGUGGACAAAGAGGACAGAGAGUGGCGAAUGCACGGACGGCCCGAUCGCGACGAAGCGGCCGCCUUCGAGUCGGGCGCCUCAGGGACAGCAUCUUUGAGUUCAUUAAGUUCUUCUGGUGAUAGACCAUGAUUUGGUUCAUUAAUUAAAUUACAAAUACAUUAGAAUUGUCUUUAAAUUGUUGUCACAUUAAUUAACGGACGAAUAAUUAGACGAUUUUUGGAUACAAAUGCGAUAUAAGUUUUAAAUGCAAUCAUUAUUAUUAUUAUUAAUAACUUAUAAUUAAAUGAAAUGCAAUACUGUUUGUGAAACUCACGCAAUCAAACACUUAUUAAUUAUUAAUAACGUUAAUAUAUUUUUAAUAACAAUUUAUAACUUUUUUUUAUAUAAAUAUCUCAUUUUCAUAAUUCAUUUGGAUUUUUACUUAAUUUAUAUACAAAACAAUCAUUGAAUCACUCACUCAAACAUCUAAUGGUUUUUAAAUAAUAAAAACAAUUAAAACAAAUAUUAGUUUCUCUUCAAAGAAGAGUUAAUACCGGUAUUGAAUUGUCAUAAACUGUAACCCAAACCCUAACCCAACCAUUAACCCAAAAUUAACCCAAUAAUAACAAUUGUCUCUCUCGUGCCAAUCAUCACACAUUCCUACGAAAGCUGUCGUUAUAUUAAUUUUGUAUGUAAUUUAUUUGUAGUCAAAACACCAUUAAUGUAGUUGUGAUACAAAACGCUUUCAUUUUAAUAAAUCAAUUUUUUGUGUAAAAAA